Molecule: messenger RNA, 1269 nt
Organism: Paecilomyces variotii
Lineage: Eukaryota; Fungi; Ascomycota; Eurotiomycetes; Eurotiales; Thermoascaceae
Exons: 1
Coding region: 1-1269 (422 amino acids)
Source: RefSeq, a predicted model, not a curated record
AUGCUUUCUUCCAGACGGACGAUUUCCCUCGUCGGCGUUGUUCUCUUCGUCCUGCUCGUGCUGUCGUUCCGGCGACUCAGGGACGGGGAAAGAUGGCGCGAAAUCCCGCAGGUCGUGGGGAUGGGCGAGUCGGUCUCUGAUACAAAGUCGUCGUCAUCAUCAAGUGCGCAACCUUCCGCAUCGGCAUUCAACAUCAGCACACAACAAGACCGCCCGACCAAGUUUCCCUAUGGCCCUCGCCCACAUUACGCGCCCGGCACUGCGAAGCCACCAGGCUCGUUCUAUUCGAAGAUGUUGGUGGUGCCCCGGAUAAAAGAGGAGGACACUGAGUGGAUAGAACGAGAACUGCCUGAUUGGGAGGCAGCCGUCUACGUGGCUGACGAUCCAUCUGCGCCGCUCCAUCCCCCGAAGAACAAGGGCCACGAGGUCAUGGUCUAUUUGACUUUCAUCAUCGACAAUUAUGAGAAUCUGCCGGAUAUCAUGGCAUUCAUGCAUGCGCACCAGAUGGCUUGGCACAACGAUGAUAUCCUCGACUGGAACGCGGCAGAGAUGCUGCGACGGCUCAACCCGAACCGUGUUGCUAGAGAGGGAUAUAUGAAUAUGCGGUGCAACUGGUCUCCGGGUUGUCCGGACUGGAUGCACCCGGGUACACUGGAGGAAGACUCGUCGAAACAGGAGGAGACCAUGUUGGCUCGAUCUUGGAGCGAGAUCUUCCCCAAUGACCCGAUUCCAGACGUACUUGCGCAGCCCUGUUGCGCCCAGUUUGCCCUUUCGCGGGAGAGAGUCCUGGCGAUCCCCAAAUCGCGCUUCGUCUUUUACCGGGAUUGGUUGCUAAGAACCGAGUUGAGUGACUACAUUUCGGGCCGUGUGUGGGAAUACCUGUGGCAUGUCGUUUUCACCGGCGAAAACGUCUUCUGUCCGUUGCAGAACGUUUGCUACUGUGACGGAUUUGGCCUCUGCUUCGGCGGAGAGGCGGAAAUGGACGAAUUUUUUGGGAUUCGGUUCCAACGAAACGAUCUGCAGGAGGAACUCGACAGAUGGCGGGAGAAGUCCCAGGAUAUUGAAAACGCUCGUGCCAGCGGUCUCCUGGGUGAGACAUCCGACUUAGAGAUCCCGGAGGUGGGAAGAGAUGCUAUUCUGCAGGAACAGAUCGACCAGAAGAACCAGAUGCUAUACAAUUUGAAGAUGGCGGCCAUGGAGCGAGGAAACGACCCUCGCCACCGUGCAAAGGAGGCUGGGCGACCGUGGAAAGAGGGCGACGGUUUCUAA